This is a messenger RNA of Ilex paraguariensis (yerba mate), 613 nucleotides long. The record is from the annotation of a GenBank genome assembly. Lineage: Eukaryota; Viridiplantae; Streptophyta; Magnoliopsida; Aquifoliales; Aquifoliaceae.
GAAUCCGACAGAUGACCCUCUCAUCCUUUGGAUAGCUGGUGGUCCGGGUUGUACUGCUCUUCGUGCCGCCUUCUACGAAAACGGCCCACUUAUGUUUAACUAUGCAAAUUCUAGUGGCAACAUACCAAUACUGGAGUUGAACCCAUAUUCUUGGACAAAGGUUGCCAACAUAAUAUUUAUUGAUCAACCGGCUGGCUGCGGAUUCUCCUAUGCAAAAACAUGGAAAGCUUAUGAAAGCAACGAUACAAUAUCAGCAGCACUGAAUUAUGAUUUUCUUAGAAAGUGGCUUUUGGAUCACCCCAAGUUUCUCAAGAAUCCACUAUAUAUAUGUGGCAUUUCCUAUAUUGGCAUGGUUAUUCCAAUCAUUGUUCAGGAUAUAUAUGAUGGUAAUGAAGCUGGAAAUGAACCACCAAUGAACAUUAAAGGAUACAUGCUUACCAACCCUCUAACUGAUAAACAUGGUGACGUUAAUUCAAGAGUUCGAUAUGCUCAUCAUAUGUCACUUUUAUCUGAUGAACUGUACGAGUCAACCAAAGCAAACUGCCAUGGCGAGUACAUCGAAGUAGAUCCCAACAACGGAUUAUGUGCAAGUGAUCUACAACUAGUAGACAAA